Pseudomassariella vexata is the source of this 1005-nucleotide messenger RNA. RefSeq lists its product as uncharacterized. Lineage: Eukaryota; Fungi; Ascomycota; Sordariomycetes; Amphisphaeriales; Pseudomassariaceae. The transcript has 3 exons. The record is from RefSeq and is a predicted model, not a curated record. The coding region runs from base 1 to 1005 and encodes 334 amino acids.
AUGCAGACUUCAUACUUCCUCUCCUUCACAUCCCUCCUGGCUCUGACCAGUGCACAUGGAGUCAUUCUUGGAGCACAGGGCGAGGAUGGAUCCCCAGCAAGUGUGGGUUUCCAAGUCAACCCGGACAUCGCCAGAAACUGCACCAGCAUCAACCCGUGCCAGCAAGACGCAACCAUCAUCCGUGACGCUGAGAUUGCCGCAAACACCGUCAACGAGUGCGGGCGCACGGAGCUUGCUGGCAAUAUCGACAUUGGCGAGAACACGGAGAAUGCCCUCUCUGCCAACGCUGUGACCGAGGUCAAGGCCGGCACCAAAAUGACGGUCACUAUCCACCAGGUCAACGCCGAUGGCGCUGGUCCCUACACUUGCGACCUUAUCGAGGCCGGCAACAACGGUGUCAUCAGCCAAAACCUGACUGUUGAGAACAACGUCCCCGGUUCCAACGGUUUCUCUCAGGCCAAGGAGCAGCAGUUCAACGUGACUGUCACCAUGCCUGACAGCUUCAACUGUGUUGGCGCUUCCACCGGCAACGUGUGCACUGUCCGCUGCCGCAACAACGCCCAAGCCGGUCCCUUCGGAGGUUGCUUCGCUGUCCAGCAGACCGAUAACACGGCCAAUGUAAAUACUGCCUCCAACAUUGAGACCAACCUUUCUGCCGAAAAGGUCGACAAGCAGGUCGCUGUGGACCAGGCUAACUUCCCCGCCGCUGUGAAGGCCAACCAGGACGCCGGCACCCCCGAGGCUCUCGCAAACCUCGCCGCUGCCCAGGCCGUUGGUGGUUUGGAGGUCACCAGCAGACCGGCGGCGACUGAGACCCCUGACGUUAUCCUUGGUGGCAACGCUGCUUCCGCCACCCCCACCAAUGAUGCCAAUGCCGCCGCUGAGACUGGCAACGGAAACGGACGUAAUGGCCGCAACCGCAAGGGAAACAACAACAAGCGCGACAGAAUCGCACGCCGAUAUGUCAUGGCUGGGAAGGACUUUAAUGCCGUUGAGCAGAACUAA